UUCUCCAGGACCAGGAUUGGGAACCACUGUCAUCAGGUGCAGAGAUGAGGAGGAAAAACUUGCAGACGAUAGUGUUACUUCUGACAGGUGUUGUGUGCCUGGUCAUUAUCAUGACGAAAAACGACUUUGAAAAUGACUUCACACUUAAGAGCGAAGACGUAUAUGAGAUGCUCAGUCAACAAAAGGAUUUGCCCAGUUUUGAAACUCUGCAGCCUUUGUCUUCACAUUGUCAUCAGAAUAUGUCUGCUUAUAAUGUGACUGGAUUUUCUACUCUGCCAAAUCAUAUCCAAGACUUCCUGCUCUACCGACACUGUAGGAGUUUUCCCAUGCUUCUUGAUGUGCCUGAUAAGUGUGGUGGACCGCAAAACUCUGCAGAUGUCUUCCUUCUGCUGGUCAUCAAGAGUUCUCCAGAGAAUUACGAUCGAAGAGAAGUUUUGCGGAAAACAUGGGCUAAAGAAAGAUUGCACAAAGGUGUGUGGAUCCGCAGGGUCUUUAUAACUGGAACGAGUAAAACUGGCUUUGAGAAGCGCCGGUUGAAUAAACUAUUGAAGCUGGAGAACCAUGAGAACCAAGACAUUUUACAGUGGGACUUCAAUGAUUCUUUCUUCAACCUCACACUGAAGCAGAUUCUUUUCUUAGAGUGGAUGGAAAGAUGGUGCCCGCAUGUCAGAUUUCUUUUAAAUGGAGAUGAUGACAUCUUUGCCAAUCCGUUUAACAUGGUUGAGUAUGUUCAAGGUCAGGAGGACAAUGAUGGAAGUAAACAUCUCUUCGCUGGGCACCUCAUCCAGAACAAGGGUCCUAUCAGACAACAUUCAAGCAAAUAUUUUGUCCCGGUGCAAGUACAAGAGUCUGAAAGGUAUCCUCCAUACUGUGGUGGAGGAGGCUUUCUUCUCUCUGGCUUCACGGCCAAAAUAAUCUACAACAUGUCGCACUCUAUAGAUCUGCUGCCCAUUGAUGAUGUUUAUAUGGGAAUGUGUUUGGAAAAGGCUGGCCUCAAACCUAUAUCCCACUUUGGAGUGAGGACCGAUGGUCUGGAUAUCCCCUCUGAAAACGUUGACCAGUUCCACCCUUGCUUUUACAGAGACCUUAUUUUAGUCCACCGAUUUCUGCCGCACAUGAUUUUUGUGAUGUGGAAUGAGAUACAAAACCCAAAUCUGCAAUGUGGAAGGACAAAUUACAUGUUCAAAAACUGGGUGUGGGGAAAUAUAACAGCGGAUUAAGAAUCCUUUUCUAAACAUGGUGGAAAUUCUGAAGUAUUGUGUUGUUUCCAAAACUACUUUUUUUAUACAGUGCAUAUUAGAAACAAGAGUCCAUAUGCAGAGGUUUUUGUGUUUUUUUUGUGUUUUUUUUUUAACACUUCUGUGUGUAUUGAGUACAGUGCUGUAUUCUAAGCAAGUACAAAUAAUAGGCUACUUAUGAGCUUUAGGAUACAUCUGCUUUCAUUGACUCUCUUUAUGUAAUGUUUUACGGUCCUUGUUUGGUGGAGAAAAUGAAUACUGUUACUGUCUCUGGUAGACCAACCUCACAGAGCAGGUAUUCCAAAAGAACAGUCUUUAUUAUAAAUCAAAUUGUAAACAGACAGGAAAAACUCAGGAAUCAUCCAAACAAACAUGUAACAUGGACAACAACUGAAAAAAAUUAGAUGAAACUCAGGGAAAUAACACAGGGAAUAAUGGGAUAAUUAAUGACAAAACA
Messenger RNA from Carassius auratus (goldfish), 1695 nucleotides. RefSeq names its product N-acetyllactosaminide beta-1,3-N-acetylglucosaminyltransferase 3-like. The transcript has 2 exons. The record is from RefSeq and is a predicted model, not a curated record. Gene Ontology annotation, cellular component: Golgi membrane. Lineage: Eukaryota; Metazoa; Chordata; Actinopteri; Cypriniformes; Cyprinidae. Gene Ontology annotation, biological process: poly-N-acetyllactosamine biosynthetic process; protein O-linked glycosylation. Bases 45 to 1220 code for a protein of 391 amino acids. Gene Ontology annotation, molecular function: hexosyltransferase activity; UDP-glycosyltransferase activity.